CAAUCCGGUGUAGGUGACAUCUGAAAACAUACCCUCCAGGAAUGUAUGAUUUUUACGACAUUCUACCUUUACGUGGACGAUAACUAACAUGCUAAUAUUUUUUUGUCACGCAGCCAGCACUGAAAACGAAUGGGGAUUGAAUUGCUUUGCCUCUGUUUCCUCUUUCUGCAAAGAAAUAACUAUGUGCAAGGGACCUGUUCUCAGGAAAGUGCAGUGACUUGUGAAGAUUGUUUGCUUUCCGGACCACACUGCGCUUGGUGUUUUCAAGAGAAUUACACAGACUCAGCUGGAAUUCAUGGGAGGUGUGAUACCCCAGAAAACCUUUUGUCAAAAGGAUGCCAGUUGAAUUUGAUUGAAUUUCCCAUUUCAGAAGUAGAAAUUCACAGAAACAAGCCCCUAACACUAGUGACCCAGAAGAACAAUUCUGAUGUCACACAGAUUUCUCCUCAAAAAUUAACUCUAAGGCUGCGACCAGGACAUGAAGAAACAAUACAGAUCAAGGUCCGCCAAACUGAAGAUUAUCCAAUUGAUCUCUAUUACCUCAUGGAUCUUUCCGCCUCCAUGGAUGAUGAUCUGAAUACAAUCAAAGAACUGGGUUCAACUCUUUCUAAAGAAAUGUCAAAACUGACAAGCAACUUCAGACUGGGGUUUGGAUCUUUUGUUGAAAAACCAGUUUCACCAUUUAUCAAAACUACAGCUGCAGAAAUAAACAACCCUUGCAGAAGUGUACCAUACGAGUGCUUACCCACCUUUGGAUACAAACAUGUUUUGCCACUAACAAAUGAUGCUGAAAAAUUCAAUGAAAUUGUGAAAGGACAGCGAAUCUCUGCUAAUAUAGACACUCCAGAGGGAGGAUUCGAUGCAAUUAUGCAGGCAGCUGUUUGCAAGGAAAAAAUUGGAUGGAGGAAUGAUUCUCUACAUUUGCUGGUGUUUGUGAGUGAUGCGGAUUCCCAUUUUGGGAUGGACAGUAAACUGGCAGGGAUUGUUAUUCCUAAUGAUGGGAACUGUCAUUUGGACCACAAUAACGAGUAUUCCAUGUCAACUGUUCUGGAGUAUCCCACAAUUGGACAAUUAAUUGACAAACUUGUGCAAAACAAUGUUCUAUUAAUUUUUGCUGUAACGAAUGAGCAAGUUCACAUAUAUGAGAACUAUGCAAAGCUUAUUCCUGGAGCUACUGUUGGACGACUACAGAGGGAUUCUGGAAAUAUUCUCCAGCUGAUCAUUGCUGCAUAUCAGGAGCUGAGGUCCGAGGUGGAGCUGGAGAUCUUGGGUGAGACAGAAGGUCUCAAUCUCUCUUUCACAGCCAUCUGUAACAAUGGGACCUUUUUUCCACAUCAGAAGAAAUGCUCUCACGUGAAGGUGGGAGACACAGUCUCUUUCAACGUGACUGUAAGUCUCUCCUCCUGUGAAAAAACCAGAAGGCAUAUUGUGAUAAAACCAGUGGGGCUCAGUGACACGCUGGAAAUGGAAAUUCAUCCCCAGUGCAACUGUAACUGUCAGGCCAAGGCGGAGGCGAACAGCCCCAAAUGCAACAAAGGGAGAGGGUCGUUCGAGUGCGGGGUGUGCGUCUGCAGCCCGGGGUACGUGGGGCCGCACUGCGAAUGCGACGAGAGCUCCCUCGGCACCAGCUCCUGCAAGGGCUCGGCAGAGCAGAGCUCCUGCAGUGGCAGAGGAGACUGCUACUGCGGGCAGUGCGUUUGCCACCCGUCCCUGUACGGAAAAGUGUACGGGCCGCGCUGUGAAUGCGAUGACUUCUCCUGUGUGAGACACAGAGGGCUCCAGUGUGGAGGCAAUGGUGACUGUGACUGUGGAGAAUGCAUGUGCCACAGUGGAUGGACUGGUGAAUACUGUAAUUGCACAACUGACACUAGCGCCUGCAUUGCUGAGGAUGGGACGCUGUGCAGUGGGAGAGGCGAAUGCAUCUGUGGGUCAUGUGCUUGCACCCAUCUGGGGGCUUCAGGCCAAACGUGUGAAAAAUGUCCUCUCUGCGGUGACCCUUGCACUUCCAGGCGGAGCUGUGUGGAAUGUCACUUGGCUUCCAAUGACAAGUCACCGGGAGAAUGCAGUGACAAAUGCAAAUUGGUUGAUGCAACUAUCAGCACCACAAAGGAUUAUUCAGAGGAUAAAUCCAUUCCCUGCUCUUUGCAGGGGGAAAACGAAUGUAUAACCACAUUUCUACUGGCUAUGGAUGAGCAGGGAAGGACAGUCAUUCAUAGCAUAGAACAGAAAGAUUGCCCACAGCUUCCAAACAUCCCAAUGAUAAUGGUGGGCGUCACCCUUGCUAUCCUCCUCAUUGGCAUUGUUUUACUUUGUAUAUGGAAAUUACUGGUGUCAGUUCAAGACCGAAAAGAGGUGGCCAAGUUUGAAGCAGAAAAAUCGAAAGUUAAAUGGCAAACGGAAACAAAUCCACUGUACAGAGGCUCAACAACCACUUUUAAAAAUGUAACUUACAAGAACCAAGAAAAGCAAAAAGGGGCCAUGGCUGCAGAUUUCUGUUAGCACCUCCGACACUACAAACUUAGUUUGACUGGCAGAAAAUCUAAACCCACUUGUUUCUUCUCAGCUGAUUAUGUGAUAUUUGUUUGCACAUUGCAGUGGUAUAAUCAUUCUGUUAGAGAAAAUAUAUCUUGUGUUGGGAAAACUAUAGAUAACACAUUAGUGGUAAAGGUUAGCAGAAAUAU
Haliaeetus leucocephalus (bald eagle) is the source of this 2681-nucleotide messenger RNA. It is a transcript of the gene ITGB6, whose product is annotated as integrin, beta 6. Gene Ontology annotation, cellular component: focal adhesion; integrin alphav-beta6 complex; cell surface. The transcript has 15 exons. The coding region runs from base 130 to 2499 and encodes 789 amino acids. Gene Ontology annotation, biological process: integrin-mediated signaling pathway; cell-matrix adhesion; cell adhesion mediated by integrin. The record is from RefSeq and is a predicted model, not a curated record. Gene Ontology annotation, molecular function: integrin binding. Lineage: Eukaryota; Metazoa; Chordata; Aves; Accipitriformes; Accipitridae.